AUGUCGAACAUCAAGAAACCCACGGUCCUCAUUGUCGGAGCUGGUCUAGGAGGCCUUCUCUUGGGAGCACUUCUGGAGAGAGCAGAGAUUUCAUAUACUAUUUUUGAACGUGCCUUGGUUGUGCGGCCCCUUGGCUCGGGACUUAUCAUUGGACCCAACUUGCUGCCGUUGUUUGAGCAAUUGGGGAUCAUGGAAGAGUUUAUUUCACUGGGAAAGGCGACUACUGAGUGUAUCAUCAGUCGUGAGAAAGGGGGACCUCUUUGUACCGUCAGCACUCUUGUGCACAAAGAGCUAACGGGAUACUACAAUUACAACAUCCCACGCGCGCUACUCUACGACCUCCUCCUCAAACUCGUCCCACCGCACAAGAUCCAUUUCGGAGAACGAGUCUUAUCAAUCACCGAGACUGACAGAAAAGUCAAGAUCCACACCUCCAAACGGGACAUUUACGACCAAAAGGAGCGAACCUACGAGGGCGAUAUCCUUGUAGGGGCCGAUGGAGCAUACAGUACGGUUAGGCAACAGUUGUAUGAGCGGUUAAAGAAGGAGGGCAGGUUACCGGUUACGGAUCAGGAGGAUUUGCCGUUUCAUAGUACUUGUCUUGUGGGACAGACACGGCCGAUUGAUAUGGAUGUGUUCCCAGAGUUCCAGCAGCCGUUGUGUCCUUUUUAUAAUACCAUGGCUGCCAACGAGCCCUACACUUGGAUUAUCGGGGCAACAGCACAGAAAACAAUUACAUGGAUGGUGAUUCACAAUCUCGAUUCUGUCUCCAGUAAAGCCGCAGAGCAGGAACGAGCGUGGAACGGUGAGAACUCGGAGUGGGGUCCUGUUGCAGCCAAGGCGAUGAUUGAGCAGACCCGACAUUACCCGCUGCCGAUUGGAACUAGAGUGAUGACGAUGGGGAAUAUCUAUGAUGCAACUCCCAAGGAUCUGAUCUCUAAAGUCAUGUUGGAGGAGAAGGUGUUUGAGACUUGGUACUCCGGAAGGACGGUCUUGUUGGGCGAUGCGUGCCAUAAGCUGAACCCUUCCGGUGCUCACGGCGCGGUGACAUCAAUGCACGACGCACUGGCACUAGCAAAUUUGAUUUACGCCCUUCCCUCCAACCCAACCUCGAGCGACAUCAUCCAGGCCUUCUCAGAGUACCAAACUGAGCGGAUCCCGCACGUCAUGGAAUCCUUCGAGAACAGUCAACUUCUCUCUAAAUUCAUGAACAGAAACAUCACCGGAUGGGUGGCAUUCUUCUUGAUGAAGGGCUUGCCAGAUUGGGUGUUCAGGAUCACAAAGCGCAAGAUGGUCCAGAAUCGACCGACAGCUGGAUGGUUGCAGGAGGUGGAUGUUCGGGGUACUGUGGCGCCGGAUGUGUCACCGAGUACUGAGAAGGCUAGAGCGGUGUUUUGGCAACGCCAGCAGGGCGGGUUUUAA
Molecule: messenger RNA, 1422 nt
Organism: Linnemannia hyalina
Lineage: Eukaryota; Fungi; Mortierellomycota; Mortierellomycetes; Mortierellales; Mortierellaceae
Source: the annotation of a GenBank genome assembly